AUGUGCCAGCUGUGCCUGAACCCCGCGGGCGAGAAGAGCUGCUGCUGCUUCAACUUGUCUUUGGCGCUGCUGCUUGUUGCUGCUUACUACGGCCUUAUAGGGGGCCUUGAUAUCUUCCAGGCGCAGCAAACUGAACCCUUCGCCAAACCCCAAUUCGUGGGUGGGGUUGUAAACGCUUCCAUUGGGGUUUACGUUUCCUUAUGCGCUCUUUUAGGGUUUUUGAAGCUCGGCCUCUUCGCCUACGUCUUCACCUUCGCCGCCUUCCUCCUCACCCUCCUCAACGGCAUUUUCAAGGUCAAACAAACCCUAAACCCUAAACCCUAA
This is a messenger RNA of Eimeria necatrix, 324 nucleotides long. RefSeq lists its product as hypothetical. NCBI's taxonomy places the organism in Eukaryota, Apicomplexa, Conoidasida, Eucoccidiorida, Eimeriidae. The transcript has a single exon. The record is from RefSeq and is a predicted model, not a curated record. Bases 1 to 324 code for a protein of 107 amino acids.